AUGGCAACUCGCCGCGUGGUGCGCCUGCCCGAUGGCGCGGCGGCUCCAGCGCUAGGACAGGGCGUGUGGAUGAUGGGUGAGCACCCCGAAAACCGCACACGCGAGCUGGCGGCCCUGCGUGGUGGUAUAGAAGCGGGCAUGACGCUCAUCGAUACCGCAGAGAUGUACGGCAACGGCCGCUCCGAGCGACUGGUGGCAGAAGCCAUCAAGGAGACGCCACGUGAGCGGCUCUUCAUUGUCUCGAAGGUGCUGCCAACAAACGCAUCGCGAGCGAACAUCUUUCGCAGCUGUGAUGCCUCCCUCCAGAACCUCGGCACUGACUACUUGGAUCUGUACCUUCUGCACUGGCGCGGCCGUGUGCCGCUGCCCGAGACGGUGACGUGCAUGGAGGAACUCGUCAAGAGCGGCAAGAUUCGCCGCUGGGGCGUGUCGAACUUCGACGUGGACGACAUGAAGGAACUGUGGCACGUCCCCGGUGGCGACAAGUGCGCGGCCAAUCAAGUGCUUUACCACCUUGGCUCCCGCGGCAUCGAGUACGAACUCCUUCCCUGGCUCAGGGAGCAUAACGUGCCAGUGAUGGCCUACUGCCCCAUCGCCCAGGCUGGCGAGCUCAAGUCGGAACUGUACAAGAGCACCGUCGUGCAGAACGUUGCGGCUCGCCACAACGCCACCGUCACACAGGUUCUACUUGCCUUUGUGCUGCGCAGCGGCCACGUCAUCGCAAUCCCACGCUCCGGCAACCCGGCACACACGAAAGAAAACGCGGCGGCAGACAGCAUUGAGCUGACAGAGGUGGACAUGGCACAGCUUGACGCGGCGUUUCCUGCCCCCAAGCACAAGGCUCACCUCGAUAUUGUAUGA
This is a messenger RNA of Leishmania mexicana MHOM/GT/2001/U1103, 861 nucleotides long. Its product is annotated as putative aldehyde reductase. Bases 1 to 861 code for a protein of 286 amino acids. The record is from RefSeq and is a predicted model, not a curated record. Gene Ontology annotation, molecular function: oxidoreductase activity. The transcript has a single exon. NCBI's taxonomy places the organism in Eukaryota, Euglenozoa, Kinetoplastea, Trypanosomatida, Trypanosomatidae.